AUGUGUCGUGAUACAUGUACCGGAAAAGAUGAUCCUAUGCAACAAAUUCUAGAAAGUGAUCCAAAAACUGCACUUACUUAUCCGGAAGCAAUCAUUACACUGAAAAAUACCGGAAAUAUAACACGCUUAUUUCUUGGACUUACCAUAGGUGGUGUUGAAACAGAUGCAGAUGGUAUUGUUACAUAUGCACGAUCGUUAAGGACAAAUUUUAAAAUUAAAGAAAAUUUUCGUUCAGAAAUUUUGGAUGAAUUUUCCAAACAAUUUGUUAAAAAGAUGAAUGAGAAACGAAAAGAGAUAGAAAAGAAUUUAAAUGCUGAUAUCAGUUGGUGGUCAUAUCAUGAAUUUGUUAAAGAAGUCAUUUCUGGUUUAGAAACAAUGCAUUACUUGCUAAUUGCAUCUGCAGCUCUUCUUAUGUUUACAUGCUUAACCGCAAGUUUUGGCGCAAAUGGUUAUCAGAGUAAACCGGUUCUGGGUUUUGUAAUUGGUAUUAUUUUGAUCGUUUCAUGUUUGGCCGGUUUUUUUGUUCAAUUAACCGGAGUUGGAUAUGUUAAUGCGAUCGUUUUCCCAAUUUUUUUCGUCCUUAUCGGUAUUGGAAUAUUAAUGCUUUUUACGUUAGAGAAUACAUGGUCGAAGUAUUCAAAUGUUGCAUGUGAUCCGGUUGAAAAGUUAUCGUUGAUUUUAAGUUGGGAUGCACCAUGUACCACAAUUACCGCAUUUAUUAUCAUCAUUACUUUUGCAGUGAUCGGUUCAAUGACAAAAAGUCCAUAUCUGCAAUAUAUGUCAUUUGUAUUAGCCGCUGGUGUCGCCAUUUUACUUACCUUUGCUCUCCUCUUUUUCACCGUAUUCCUUUAUGUUACGGGCCGUCGUGAAACCAAAGGUGUCAAGUGGUACCAGUGUUUUCGUUCCGGUGAUACACAUUUUGCUCCUCGAACAAUUAAUGAAUUCAAUGAUCGAAGUAUUGAAAUGCUCCAUGAAAAACUUAUUGAUACUAAGCCAUCAUUUUCUCGUGCAACUGCUGCAGCAAUGGCUAAUUCAUAUUUACGAUGUCCAGUUGCAUUCAUUUUUGCAAUCUAUUUGGUACUUGCUAUUUGGGGAUGCAAAGAUGUUCGAAUAGAUCUGAAGGAGGAAUAUUUCUUAUCAAAAGAAACUGAAUCACGUGCAUUCAUUGAAAAUUAUCGUGUUGAAUUUGGACAAUAUGAAGAUUUUCUUGAAUUAGUAUUCGAUGAACCAAUUGAUUAUCUUGAUCCACAUCGUAAGGAUGAAAUUCUUGCAAUACUCGAAUGGCCUAUUCAAAAUCAAUUUGCAACAAAAUCGAUGAGUUGGUUGAAAGAUUUCGUACGAUUCGAAAGUACAACUAUUUACGAUAUAAAUCCGGAUACAUUUGUGCCAAUUAUUGCUAUUGUUUUUUUGUCAGCUGAAAAUUACAAGAAAUAUCGAAAUGAUAUAAUUUUUGAUAAAUUUCAAACACGUAUCAUCGGAUCAAGAAUGUAUAUUGAAUUAACAGCUAAAGGUGUUCAAAAACGAUUAUCUGUUAUUAAUGAAUUGUUGAACAAGGCUCGUUCAGCUGGCAUAUCAAUGUUUGUGAAGACACCAUUUAUUUUUGCCAUUCAGCAUGACUUACAGAUAAUGUCAACAGUAAUCGUAGCAUUCAGCCUACUUCUUUGCUGUGUUUGUACCUUAUCGCUAUUCCUUUUUGGGAUACCAUCCUUAACGAUACUAGUAUUAUUAUGUAAUCUCUCAGUUAUUAUUGGUGUCAUUGGUUUUGCAACUUAUUGGAUGAUUCCAAUUAAUGCCAUUACCUUAUUUAUGGCUUUGGCUGGAAAUGCUUUAACAACUACAAUUGUUUCCUAUUUUUGUUAUAAUUUUGCAACUGCCGGUAAAAGGCAAAAAACUGGCGAACAACGAGUACGCUAUGCUUUUCAGUCAUGUUUAUUUCCAAUAACAUUGGCAUGUUUUGUACCAGUGAUAACAUAUUUACCACUACUAUUAGCUGGAUUACCUGUAAUGAUGCAUAUCUUUAAGAUAUUAUUACUCUCAUCAUUUAUCACUUAUAUUCAUUUAUUACUUUUCCUGCCAAAUGUGAUGAUAUUUCUCACCGAGCAAAUUCCAUCAUUUUUCUCAUCACUACAAGAUAUUUGCGACGAAUGUUGUUGCUAUUGUUUUGAUAUUGAAGAAGAUUCCGGUAGCAUUUAUUACAUACCAACCGGAGGUCGUGCAAAUCCACAGCUUAAUGGCUUAACGAAGCAAUAUUCAUAUGCGUUAACAGUACCACCAACUACUCGUGGUAUUUUGCUACCACCUGAAGUAACGGGUUAUUUACCAGUAACUGCAACAGUUGCUCCAGUCUUAGUUCCUGAUAUGCUUUCCUAUCAACCGAAUCCAAUUGUUAGUAUUGAAAAUUAUCGAUCAACUAAAAAUCGACGUCAUGAAAAUAGCGAGAAAUCUCUUAGUCUAUCAUCAUCACCACGAGUAACCCUAUCUAAUCGACAAACACCACGACGAGAACGUCGACGAUUAACCACCGAGGAUCAUUCACCAAAUGAUGAAUCGAUCUAUGAGGAACCACCAUCAUUAUCAUCAAAUUUACCGGAUUCACAUUCACCAAUGCAAUCACAACAUUAUGAAGGACGAAAACCAGAAAGGCGACAAUCUCAUUCAUCUACCUCACGAUAUAUUUUACGUGAUGAACGUUCAACGGAACGUGAUUCGGCAAUUGAACUACGUUCUAAUUGGAAACAAUACUUGAUUGAUGGUAAUUUACGUCAGGCUACCGGUGUUGCUGUUUCAACUUCUUCAUCUUCCACACCUCAACCAAUGAUUUACUACUCAACACCUUCCUAUCGAACACAACCGCCACGUUAUAGUCGUGAUAAAAGAUUUUAA
Molecule: messenger RNA, 2883 nt
Organism: Cercopithifilaria johnstoni
Lineage: Eukaryota; Metazoa; Nematoda; Chromadorea; Rhabditida; Onchocercidae
Source: the annotation of a GenBank genome assembly